This is a messenger RNA of Ochlerotatus camptorhynchus, 1378 nucleotides long. RefSeq lists its product as uncharacterized. Bases 47 to 1378 code for a protein of 443 amino acids. The record is from RefSeq and is a predicted model, not a curated record. The transcript is spliced from 3 exons. Lineage: Eukaryota; Metazoa; Arthropoda; Insecta; Diptera; Culicidae.
CUCACUCAUUUCAAAACAAUCAUCGUUCCAAACAAAACCACUCGUAAUGCCUUCAAAAUCAAGCGUCGGUGCUUUGAAACUAUGCAAACGAACGUACUACUUGCAGAAUGGAACCGUUCCGACUCAAUCGACUAUGCGCCAAGAGCUAGGCUCGGAGAUGGCCAACGUCAUUCUGGAGUGUAUGAGUCCGGCAUGUCAAGCAUGGAUGGGAGUUGAUCGUAGGCUUCGAGGUCCUUCCGAGUACUGCAUGGCUCCGGAUGAACUCAAAUCCAACAUUCACGAGCAUAUUUUGAACAUUGGUCGACAGGCAGAAGACCGACUGGACCGCAGACGCAGGCGAAUGGUUAAAAAGAAAAACAUUGACAUUGAGGAGCUGGAAUUUGUGAAGUUUGAAUGCCGGCAAAAGAUUGAAAUUGCUCGUGAUGAGGAGCGUAAAAUAAUGGAACAGCAAUUGUUUGAUGCCCAAGCUGAAAUGGGCGACAAAUUUCAAACGAUGAAGAAAGAACUUGAAGAGGAUUUUUGUCGAGAGAGACGGGAAAUGUCAAAGAUUAUGUGUAGAAAUUUAAGGAGUCAAGCGCGUGAAUUAAUUGUAAAGAUUGCCAAGCAGUAUAGAGAAAAAAUUGAGAAUGAAGUAACGGAAAGAGUGGACAAAGCAAUUCUAAAGAUUCACGAUCAGCUUGAUGUGGUUGUUCGAACAGCAGUGCAAAAACAGAAAGACGUCGAUCUAAAGGAAAUGCGGAAAAUGAGUUACCGCUACGAGGAACUGCUGAAAAAUGUUCAACAUCGUGAAGCUUGCCGUCAGUUGACAACCCUUGCUCAGCAAAUAUGUUCUAAGUGGAUUGAGACUUCCAAGCAUGCAUUUAAUCCAGAAAUAUCCUGUCAAACAUCUUUGGUCAUGCCGGAAGUAGAACACAACGUUGAAUCUAAUGCCAUCGAUGACAGUGAAGGAUUCGUGGAAUCAAGCAGUUUUCUGGAAACUGAUGAUAUGUUUGUGAUCGAAGCUUGCUUUAUGAUGCCAGGGCCAAGUCCCGUUUACAGUUUAGCUGUCAGUGGCUCUGAAUAUGAAUCGGAGACAUCUUCUUCCACUCUGGAAGCGAUCACCUUUGAAGGAAAUGUCUAUGCUCAGCCAGAAUACUACCGAAAAUUUCACGAGAAAUUGUUUCCCACUCCUAUGCUCAAGUGGGAGUCAAUAAAGUUAGAUGAGCAGUUCACAUCUACAGUGGAGGAAUUGACUCCGAUUGAUUCGGAUUUUACCAGAGAAGUGACAAAUCAAAUACUAGCGAAUCAAGAUUUAGAGGAGAAAGAAAUCGUGCUGGCUACUUUAGAUUUGGAGGUGCUGCCUUCCAGUCAAAGGUACUUUCUGUAUUAUUCGCUUUAA